AUGGGAUUUCAGGUCAGGUGACACUAUGGGUGAAUAAUUCAUUACGGCCCGUUUCAGCUCUUUCCCUACAAAGCCACACACACACACACACACAACCCCCCUAUUGAGAUCGUAGUCUAUCUAAAGGGCUCGAUUGAUUAUGGAUUCAGUUGUGCCUCCGCUGACAUAACAAUCUGGGAGAGGAUAACGGGAAGAUAAACGGCUGAUUGUGUAGCAGUAUGAUGUCUAUCCUAGUGUGCAGGAAUAGAAUGUCUUGAUGUUAAUACAGUAGAGUGAAGGCAGACUGAAGUGGCGUGUCUCUCAGCCUCGGUUGUGCAGGGGCUGUGUGUUGCCUGCCACAGGGGUGCUGGAACAUCUGCUUUGGGCCCAUUAGUAAGACACACAAUGUUUCAGUGGCAAGCUAAAGCAUUCAGCGCACGUGGGACCAUCCCUCUUAUGUAAUAAAUCCAUGGACACACAGCUGGGCUGGGCUGGCUGCACAGCCUGAUAGUCCAUCUGUCUACUGGUGCAGAGGGUUGGAGUGUUCAUAACAACAACAACACGAGUUCCCACUUCAUCUGAUUAGAGUAGUGUGGAAAUCCCUCAUGAGUUGUGAGGAAACUAAGGAUGGGCAUGGUUAAUCAAAUAUCUAGAGAUCCGAAUGGAGGUUAAUAUUCGAUUACUUGAGUGAGUGUUUAUUUUUGGAGGCCUAUUGUAACAAUGAAAAAGCUUUGUCUAAAUUAAAUUAUCCUUGUGACAUUUUUACCUACAAGGAUAUAUCAUGACAUUUGAAAUUCUUAAUUUAAUAAAACAAAUCAUUUUUUAAUGUACCUGCAGUUCUUAUAACGGUGCGUUGAGCUACUGCUGCACAUUUAGCCAUCAAAGGCUGCCCUGACAUCAGUAUAUUAUUUCCCCCACUUGAAAUAACAAUUACUGGUGCUCACCUAACGGAGUUUCCACAAUACCUGACAUAGAUCAAUGCAAAACUCUCACCAGAAAAUGUUUUUGUAACAGAAUCAGUUCUAUCAUGGUGAAAAACAGACUUCUCUUUAGCUGUUGUUGCUGUUAGCCAAACUACCGGAGAAAAGCAACAUGUUGGCUGUUUACCUCCGGCAUGGACAUUUGCGUCGUUCUGAUUGGUCAAAUUAAUAGUGGUAUUUUAAAACAAAAACAAAACAUAGAAUUUAGACUAUCCUGAUGCCUCAUGAUAUUAUUCAAAUAGUCAAAUUAUUUCAAAUGCCCAUCCCUAGAGGAAACAAUUCCACUCUUCCUUUUUGUUUCAUUUCCCAUGUGCUGCCUGUCUUUAUCUGAUAUGUUAAUGUGAGGAUAAGACAUGAGCGAUGUUCGGCAUAUAGCCUCCAGUACAGCAUGUACAAAACCUGUUAUACUUAAUGGAGUGUCAUUUUUUCCAAGUUCGUGUCUGAAUUCAGGAAAUAAACUGAAUGACUCUUGUCCCAGUGCAAUAAUUCAGAAGGUGUUAAUAAUGUGCAUUGAAAGAGGUGUUUUUGCUAUUGGAGAUUCAUGGAAGCUCUUGCUGUGUGUUGCAGCUGUUACGAGAACUGAAACACCCCAACGUGAUCGCCCUGCAGAAAGUGUUCCUGUCUCACAGUGACAGAAAGGUGUGGCUCCUCUUUGACUAUGCUGAGCAUGACCUCUGGGUAAGUGUUUCAUCACAACUGCCAGUCAGAAGACCAGUCUUUGGUUUUUGUUUGGAUGUUUCAUCAACCUGCUCUUUUAGUUGUUUCAUCUUUGUUCUUGACGUUUUCCUGUCUGUAAAGAACCGAGUAUGUUACAUGAUGUACUGGUAUGUAUGUAUGUUGUGGAAACUAGCUGUUUGAGUCCCUUGCUUGAUCAGUUUCUCAAUGCCACUCCCUCUGGUCUCCUUUAAGCACAUCAUCAAGUUCCACCGUGCCUCCAAGGCCAAUAAGAAGCCUAUGCAGCUGCCGAGAGGCAUGGUCAAGUCUCUCCUGUAUCAGAUUCUGGACGGGAUCCAUUACCUUCAUGCCAACUGGGUGCUUCACAGGGAUCUGGUGAGUCGAUUGUAGUUUCAGUGUCCCUUUACAAUGUUGCUACACAUGCUCACUGACACCUCAUCCACUGAUCUGUCCUUUUCCUAUUGGUCACUGAUCUGAACUGCUUUUAACCAACAGGGUGCAUGCAAAUAAGUCACUUGUUUGCAUAUCUAGAAGCAGCAACGAGUGGUGUUCACUGCAAAAAGGAUCAUUAAAGCAACCCUCUUGCCAGCUAACUGAAUCCUGUGUUGUCUGGCACAGGUGCUGUUAUAUCCUUGUACAGUUUAUUAUUAUGAUUCUAAGGCCCUUGGCUGUGGAGCAAAGUGUCUUGGCUUGGUGAAUGUUGUCAAUUCUGCCCCCCUACCCUCACCACCGCCACCACCCAGCCUGUACUCUAGUACCCCUGUGAGACUUUCUCCCCCACACUGUUCCCACAGUGUUUUCCUGGAAAGCCGGACUGUUCACCUGACUCUGCUGGGCUCAUUGUAGCGGAAGGUCAGCCCUGGGCCCAGUUGGAACGAGGUCACAGGGUUGUUCUCUCUCUUUCUCGCACAUUCUCUUAUCUGGCUGUGGAAACCUCCUCUCCUCACGGCCCCUCUCAACACCGGACCUCUCUCUCUCAUCUCUUUCUGCAGUUUCUUUGAGAAAGAAGCUUUUAUUUUGCUUGAGAAGCUUUUUUUUUGUCUUCUGAUUGUCCGAAACUCAACUGAUUAUGGUGCAACUUGGUCUUUCCAUGAUAUGGGCUAUAUUACAGUGGCACAACACAUUGGGCUGGGAAUUUCCAGGGACCUCACGAUACAAUAUUAUCACGAUACUUAGGUGCCAAUACGAUAUUUAUUGUGAUUCUCACGAUUCUCACAAUUUUAUAUGUAUUUGUAUUUGUAUUUUUGUAUUUAUUAUGGAUCCCCAAGGCAGCAGCUACUCUUCCUUGGGUCUAGCAAAAUUAAGGCGGUUCAUACAAUUUUUAAAAACAUUACAAUACAUUCACAGAUUUCACAACACACUGUGUGCCCUCAUGCCCCUACUCCACCACUACCACAUAUCUACAGUACAAAAAUCCAUGUGUACGUGUGUGUAUAGUGCGUAUGUUAUUGUGUGUGUGUGUAUGCAUGUGUCUGCGCCUAUGUUUGUAUUGCUUCACAGUCUCCGCUGUUCCAUAAGGUGUUUUUUUAAAUCUUUUUUUGUUUAGUUUUUUUUAAAUCUAAUUUUGUGCGCCAAUAGCUCAAACAGACAGCUCGGUGCACCCAACAUGUCAACACAAGUAGUGAUGAAGUCAAUCUCUCCUCCACUUUGAGCCAGGAGAGAUCGACAUGCAUAUUAGUAAUAUUAGCUCUCUGUGUACAUCCAAGGGCCAGCCGUGCUGCCCUGUUCUGAGCCAAUUGCAAUUUUCCUAAGUUUUUUGUGGCACCUGGCCACAUGACUGAACAGUAGUCCAGGUGUGACAAAACUAGGGCCUGUAGGACCUGCCUUGUUGAUAGUGCUGUUAAGAAGGUAGAGCAGCGCUUUAUUAUGGACAUACUUCUCCCCAUCUUAGCUACAGUUGUAUCAAUAUGUUUUGACCAUGACAGUUUACAAUCCAGGGUUACUCCAAGCAGUUUAGUCACCUCCACUUGCUCAAUUUCCACAUUAUUUAUUACAAGAUUUAGUUGAGGUUUAGGUUUUAGUGAAUGAUUGGUACCAAAUACAAUGCUUUUAGUUUUUGAAAUAUUUAGGACUAACUUAUUCCUUGCCACCCACUCUGAAACUAACUGCAACUCUUUGUUAAGUGUUGCAGUCAUUUCAGUCGCUGUAGUAGCUGACAUGUAUAGUGUUGAGUCAUCCGCAUACAUAGACACUCUGGCUUUACACAAAGCCAGUGGCAUGUCGUUAGUAAAGAUAUACUUUUUUUUGGAGAGGCUUCCAUUAAAAGAACACCCUCUGUGUUCUAUUAGACAGGUAACUCUGUAUCCACAAUAUAGCAGGUGGAGUAAAGCCAUAACACAUACGUUUAUUCCAGCAGCAGACUGUGAUCGAUAAUGUCAAAAGCUGCACUGAAGUCUAACAAAACAGCCCCCACAAUCUUUUUUAUCAUCAAUUUCUCUUAGCCAAUCAUCAGUCAUUUGUGUAAGUGCUGUGCUUGUUGAAUGUCCUUCUCUAUAAGCAUGCUGUGAUGGGUGAUUUGAAGGAGUCAUGCGCAGGAGGGUAAAUCACAGAAUAACAGGAUUUAUUCCGGAAUACAGAGUUACGCAGUAAAGCGUCAAAACAGUCCAGUGCGCCUGAACCAACAAGGCACACAGGGAAAUAACCCGGCGAUACAAAAUACAAGGAGCUCAACCGAGCUUCACUAUCCUCACAAUAAACAAUCACACACAAAGACAAGGGGGCAGAGGGAACACUUAUACAGGUACUGAUGAGGGGAUAUGAACCAGGUGUGUGUAAUAAACAAGACAAAACAAAUGGAAUGAUGAGAUGAGGAGCGGCAGUGGCUAGAAGGCCGGUGACGACGAACGCCGAAGCCUGCCCGAACCAGGAGAGGAGGCAGCAUCGGAGGAAGUCAUACAGUGCCCCCCCCCCCCCCACUUUGAACGGCCCUUUCAAACUCAGCUUCCGGCAGGACAGGCGAAGGGGCAGAUUCCGGGUCGAGAGCCAGACCCGAUCACCCGGUACAAAAACCGGGACAUCACUGCAGUGGCGGUCAGCGUUGGCCUUCUGACGACACACAGCGUCGUGGUUUCCAUCGUGGUUGCACCAACGGAAACACCUAGACACCUACCCUGACACUCUCGCGACCACCCCGUGAAAACCCUCUGUGGCCAUGAAAAGGUGGGGUUGUGGAGUGCUAACCAGGGAAGACCUAACACAACAGGGAAAUCAGGAGACUCAAUAAUAAAAAAAAGUGACUUGCACUCGAUGAGUCUCGUGCGUAACCAUAGUGACUGGUGCUGUAACCUCCCUAACGAACCCGGACCUUAAUGGUCGACUGUCAAGUGCUCUGAUGGGGAGUGGAAUGGAUAGGGGAACCAAUAUAAUGCCUAGACUAUGUGAAAAUGACCUCUCCAUAAAGUUCCCAGCUUCUCCUGAAUCGACCAGCGCCUUACACUGGGGAGCUACAAUGUAAUCAGGAAAGUGGAUGGGUAGGGUACUGUGCGCAGCAGAGGGCUCUGAACGAGUGUGGGUGUUCGAUACCUGGGGUGAAGCAUGCUGUGAUGGGUGAUUUGAAGGAGUCAGGCGCAGGAGGGUAAAUCACAGAAUAACAGGAUUUAUUCCGGAAUACAUACAGUGGGGAAAAAAAGUAUUUAGUCAGCCACCAAUUGUGCAUGUUCUCCCACUUAAAAAGAUGAGAGAGGCCUGUAAUUUUCAUCAUAGGUACACGUCAACUAUGACAGACAAACUGAGGAUUUUUUUUCCAGAAAAUCACAUUGUAGGAUUUUUUAUGAAUUUAUUUGCAAAUUAUGAUGGAAAAUAAGCAUUUGGUCACCUAAAACAAGCAAGAUUUCUGGCUCUCACAGACCUGUAACUUCUUCUUUAAGAGGCUCCUCUGUCCUCCACUCAUUACCUGUAUUAAUGGCACCUGUUUGAACUUGUUAUCAGUAUAAAAGAGACCUGUCCACAACCUCAAACAGUCACACUCCAAACUCCACUAUGGCCAAGACCAAAGAGCUGUCAAAGGACACCAGAAACAAAAUUGUAGACCUGCACCAGGCUGGGAAGACUGAAUCUGCAAUAGGUAAGCAGCUUGGUUUGAAGAAAUCAACUGUGGGAGCAAUUAUUAGGAAAUGGAAGACAUACAAGACCACUGAUAAUCUCCCUCGAUCUGGGGCUCCACGCAAGAUCUCACCCCGUGGGGUCAAAAUGAUCACAAGAACGGUGAGCAAAAAUCCCAGAACCACACGGGGGGACCUAGUGAAUGAACUGCAGAGAGCUGGGACCAAAGUAACUGUCAGAAGAACCGAUGUGGAUGUGGUGGAGGAGUCAGGCGCAGGACACAGAGGAUUCGUCCAAAAUACUUUACUAGUCCAAAGUGCAACAAAACAAUACACGACCUCGAAAACAAACGGAGGCGCGGGAAUUACGCAAACAUGCGUAAAACAAUAAACAAAACUAACAGAGCGCAAACACGCAGCUCCGCACGACAGGCAAACAACAACACACAAUCUAACCAAUACAAAACAGGGAACUUAAUGGACACAUAAUCAGAACACAAACAGAUACAGGUGUACAAGACAGACCAAAGCAAUCACACCACGAAACAUACAACGGUGGCAGCUAGUACUCCGGGGACGGCGAACGCCGAAGCCUGCCCGAACCAGGAGGAGGAGCAGUCUCGGCCGAAACCGUGACAGUAACAAAGCCUACCAUCAGUAACAUUUUUUACAUUUACAUUUUAGUCAUUUAGCAGACGCUCUUAUCCAGAGCGAUUUACAUGAGCAAUUAGGGUUAAGUGCCUUGCUUAAGGGCACAUCGACAGAUUUUUCACCUAGUCGGCUCGGGGAUUAGAACCAGCGACCUUUCGGUUACUGGCACAACGCUCUUACCCACUAAGCUAACACACUACGCCGCCAGGGACUCAAAUCCUGCAGUGCCAGACGUGUCCCCCUGCUUAAGCCAGUACAUGUCCAGGCCCGUCUGAAGUUUGCUAGAGUGCAUUUGGAUGAUCCAGAAGAGGAUUGGGAGAAUGUCAUAUGAUCAGAUGAAACCAAAAUAGAACUUUUUGGUAAAAACUCAACUCGUCGUGUUUGGAGGACAAAGAAUGCUGAGUUGCAUCCAAAGAACACCAUACCUACUGUGAAGCAUGGGGGUGGAAACAUCAUGCUUUGGGGCUGUUUUUCUGCAAAGGGACCAGGACGACUGAUCCGUGUAAAGGAAAGAAUGAAUGGGGCCAUGUAUCGUGAGAUUUUGAGUGAAAACCUCCUUCCAUCAGCAAGGGCAUUGAAGAUGAAACGUGGCUGGGUCUUUCAGCAUGACAAUGAUCCCAAACACACCGCCUGGGCAACGAAGGAGUGGCUUCGUAAGAAGCAUUUCAAGGUCCUGGAGUGGCCUAGCCAGUCUCCAGAUCUCAACCCCAUAGAAAAUCUUUGGAGGGAGUUGAAAGUCCAUGUUGCCCAGCGACAGCCCCAAAACAUCACUGCUCUAGAGGAGAUCUGCAUGGAGGAAUGGGCCAAAAUACCAGCAACAGUGUGUGAAAACCUUGUGAAGACUUACAGAAAACGUUUGACCUGUGUCAUUGCCAACAAAGGGUAUAUAACAAAGUAUUGAGAAACUUUUGUUAUUGACCAAAUACUUAUUUUCCACCAUAAUUUGCAAAUAAAUUCAUAAAAAAUCCUACAAUGUGAUUUUCUGGAAUGUAUUUUCUCAUUUUGUCUGUCAUAGUUGACGUGUACCUAUGAUGAAAAUUACAGGCCUCUCUCAUCUUUUUAAGUGGGAGAACUUGCACAAUUGGUGGCUAACUAAACGGAUGGAGCAUUCAUCAACCAGUACGGCAUCACCAGGUAUUCGUAAUGCCCCGUGGUUGUGCUGAAUGCUGUCUUCCAUUCGUCCCCCUCUCAGACACGCACUCCAGAGAAUAACUAUAACGUAUUGUCCCCUUGUUCAAUGCUCGGUAAUCAGUGGUAUUCGGGGGGGAUGCGCACGGUGGUGGAAGUGUCUGAACUUUCCACCGUGAUUGCACCAACGGAAACACCUAGACACAUACCCUGAGGUGGGGUUGUGUAGUGCAAACCAGGGAAGACCCAACACAACAGGGAAAUCGGGGGACAAAAUAAUACAAAAUGUGACGUGCUCUCUAUGGGUCCUUUGGGUAACCAUCGUGACUGGUGCUGUAACAUCCCUACAAUUUUUCAAUUCCACAUCAAUCCACAGGGAUUUAACAGUUUUUACAGUCAUUUUCUUAAUGGGUGCAUACUUAUUAGUAACUGGAAUAAGCAAUUUCAUAAAUGUGUCAAGUGCAGUGUGUGUUUGCUCCUCAUUACACACCACGGACCAACAUAUAUUCUUUACAUCAACAACAUAGGAAUCACUGCAAAACUUAUUGUAUGAUCUCUUAUACACAAUAUUAGGCUCAGCCUUUGGAACUUUGGUUUUCCUAGAUAUGGCUACUAUAUUGUGAUCACUACAUCCAAUGGAUUUGGAUACUGCUUUCAAACAAAUCUCUGCAGCAUUAGUAAAGAUAUGAUCAAUACAUGUAUUGCAAUUCGAUACUCUGAUUUUAUUGCCAUUCGAUGUUCCAGACAUAUUGUUCACCAAAUAUCUGCUACAGAAGGACAACAGAGAGCCAUGAGAAUGAGUUUUGAUCAGUCAUGGAAAUAAAAGUGCUGAAAACAAAUUGGCUCCCUAUUUACAAAGAAGAUGGAGAACAAGCAAUACCUUUACCAAAAUACUGGAGUUUUGGUGCAGAUACAGCCAACUAGCGCAAAAAAUAUAUUGCGGGCAUCCCGAGUGGCGCAGCGGUCACUACAGACCCGGGUUUGAUCCCAGGCUGUUUCACAGCUGGCCGUGAUCGGGGGACCCAUGAGGCGGCGCACAAUUGGCCCAGCAUCGUCUGGGUUAGGGGAGGGUUUGGUCGGCCGGGAUUUCCUUGUCCCAUCGCGCUCUAGCGACUCCUUGUGGCGGGCCGGGCGCCUGCAAACUGACUUCGGUCGCCAGCUGGACAGUGUUUCCUCCGACACAUUGGUGCGGCUGGCUUCCGGUUUAAGCGAGCAGUGUGUCAAGAAGCAGUGCGGCUUGGCAGGGUCGUGUUUCGGAGGACGCAUGGCUCUCGACCUUUGCCUCUCCCGAGUCCGUAGGGGAGUUGCAGCGAUGGGACAAGACUGUAACUACCAAUUGGAUAUCAUGAAAUUGGGGAGAAAAAGGGGUAAAAGUACAAAAAUUUAAAAGAGAAAUAUUGCGAUAUUGUCAAAACGAUACGAUAUAUCGUAAAAAAUAAUAUCCCGAUAUGUAACUGUAUUGAUUUUUACCCCAUCACUAAUAAUACUAUAUAACAGAGGCAUAACACUUACCAACUAGCUUAUGGAUAGACAAUAGUUUGUGUCAUGCCAGCCAGUGUGAAGUCAGUUGCUAUUAGCAGACACCAGCUGUGUCAUUAUAUUGACAUUCUUCAAGCAGUAAACACAGGGGAUGAUUGCAAUGAGUAGAAGACUUGCAAAGAUAUGUUCCUGAUAACACACUCGUCAAAGAGGGACAGGUUUUUUAAAACAUAUAAAAAUACACCUUAUGGAACAGCGAGGACUGUGAAGAGUCAAACAGAAACACACACAUACAAACAUACAUAACAUACACUCUACACACACACGUACACCUGGAUUGUGUGUGGUAGUAGAGUAGUGGCCUGAGGGCACACACUUAAUGUGUUGUGAAAUCUGUUGUAAAAUGUAUUUUAAUGUUUAAAAAUGUUAUUAUAAUGUAUAUUACUGCCUUAAUUUUUGCUGGACCACAGGAAGAGUAGCUGCUGCCAUAACAAAUACAAAUAAUAAAUACAAAUGUCCAUGGGUGGAUGAAUGGGUAGUAGAGAAUCUAAUCUAUUCUAACUCAUUGGUGCCCAGAUGUUUGGUGUUUACUCCCAGCACACUAAUUGAGUCAGCACACUCCAGAGCAUAAGUCAGUCAGUUGAUGUGACUUCCGUUCCGUCACUGGAGACUAAGGCAGAGUAGAAUGAAUCUGCAAGUCCCACAGCUCCAGGGUUCUUAUCAGGCCUUCAUCAGGCCAUCCCCUCUCGUGUAAUCUCUCUCAGCUCUCCCAGAUGGCAGCAUGGUGCGAUGAGGACCAACGCUAA
Coregonus sp. 'balchen' is the source of this 9738-nucleotide messenger RNA. The record is from the annotation of a GenBank genome assembly. Lineage: Eukaryota; Metazoa; Chordata; Actinopteri; Salmoniformes; Salmonidae.